GCUGGCUGAAAACUUAAUAAAAUUCAUAAACGAAACAUCAAAUCCAACACAAUACCGCGGCACCCGGUGCAAUACUCACUCGUCUUUAAACCCUGCUUCUUGAUCAUUCAUAUCGACUACGAUGGCCGAAGCUGUAGGCCUGGCUUCUGGAUUGCUGACCUUGGCUUCUUUUGCUUUUCAGUCCAGCGUCACACUGUAUGAGACUGUCAAGAGUUUCAAUUCUCAUCCAAAACGUGUCCGUGACCUUCUCGAGGAGCUGGAGGCUCUGAUUGCGGUUCUAGGUCCGCUCAAUGACAUGGUCAAAAACCCAGCGGGGACGUCACUCCCUGCGCUUGAUCUUCCCCUGAAAAGAUGUGGAAAUGCCUGUAAAGAAUUUGAACAGCAGCUUAUGAAGUGCUUAUCGCGAUCUGGCGGCGAUCGGACAAGCUUUCGCGACUGGGCUCGAUUAAGGUACAUGAGUGAUGAUAUCGAUGGGUUCAGGCGAUUACUCGCUGGGUACAAGUUGACUAUUAGUAUUGCCCUCACUGACGCAACACUUCACCAGUCUUCUAUUACCGCCGAAAUCCUCGAAAAUCAUAAACAUCUGAUCGAAGUUGCUAAGGACGAUCUGGAAGCACAUCUUGAAAGUAUCGAUGAGAAACUGGAGCGUGUACUUGGACCGGCUGUGGCAGCCUCGGAGCGCGAUACUUUGGAGAUGCAAGAGAUGAAGGAGGAGCGACUGAGCACUGAAAGAUGUCUCCAGAUUUGUGCACGCUUAUCUGAGCAUAUCGAGCAGAUUCAGCUCCAUCCCGAGCACAAUGAUCAUCAUGCUGGAUCACCGGAGCCUGGUGCUGUACCUGAAAUGAUUGUCAAUCAGGGGCUGCAGCAAUGUAAAGAGAGCCUCAUCUUAACAGCUGCAAAGUUGGAAAAACAUAUGCAGGAUAUCAUGAAUCGGAUGCUUGCGAAAUCCAGGUCACAUUUGACGUCGGAUGAGGAAAUUGCGAAUUUAACAAGAUUACGAGAUGAGUGGGAAACAGCCCGCCAGUGCAUUGGAAUAUGCUCGCAAGCAGACAAGCAUCUCAAAGAAACUGUUACUACCAUUGAAAACUAUGGCACUGGCGAUGCUAUUCAGUUCAUGAUUUCAACCAACGGACAAAUCAUCCAUGGGAAGAACCGAGGACUGGGUUGGAGAACUAGGCAGGUCGGCGGCCAUCUAAGUGAUGAUUCUCUUCAGCAAUUGUCCCGGGACAUGACAAGCAUUAACCUCCGCAGAACUGCAGAUGAAGAGUUGUCGCAAGACACUCAGCAACCCACUUCUGCUGAUCAGGAAAGCCAAACUCAAGCGUACAGGGAGCGUUACGGGCGAGGAUAUCAACUUACGCCUAAAUCGUCUCUAGGCAACACUCCUGCUUCUUUCAAUCAAUCAGGCGGCAGUUCUGGUCCAGCUCCGUGUGAGUAUUCCGAAAAGGAGGUUACACUUUCACAACUCUUCCACGAGCGGAAGCUGUUAGAUGACCGAAAGGCCCAGCCCCGACGGAUUCUCAUCCAAGAGCGGGCAGGUAUACCUUUGCGAAGACUUAAGGGGAUGUCAGACUUGGAUGAAUUUUUCCAUCAGGAAUUCUUUAAACACGAAGCAGAGCGCGACAGUUUAGUUCUAAAACUCCAGAAAACAGCUUUGGACCAAACCCAUAAGAAAACUCUCUUGCUAUUGGAUGGCCUGGACGAAGUUUCAGAAUAUCGCAAUGCAUCCAGAGCCGACCAGACUAAAAUAUUCAAUAGCUUAUUAAAUGAAGACAAUGUGAUUAUCACAUCCCGUCCACAUGCCGUGAAGCUUUUGGGCCUGACUCCUUUUGACCUGGAGUUAGAGACUAUUGGGUUCCACCUUAAUCAAGUACAAGCUUACUUAGCGAAAGCCAUGACGGAUCCAGAUACUAGACUAGUUCGGAUACCCAUUCAGCUCGAUCCAUUGUGCUAUAGUUGGGAUAACGACUUUCGUUCUGGUGCUCUGCUACAAACCAUGACAGCAGUAUACCAGGCUAUUGUUGACAUCAAACUCAGUUCCGUUGAGACCGGAUCUCUGUCAAUGAUGACUUGGGAUCUGGAUAGACAUCGCGAGUACGCCCCAUCUUCUUCCAGGUGUCCACCCAACUCUGGCGUAGCGCAGGGUUGCUCAAAGACGACAAAGGGGUUCCCCCGAUGA
Messenger RNA from Talaromyces stipitatus ATCC 10500, 2179 nucleotides. RefSeq lists its product as uncharacterized. The record is from RefSeq and is a predicted model, not a curated record. The coding region runs from base 122 to 2179 and encodes 685 amino acids. The transcript has 6 exons. Lineage: Eukaryota; Fungi; Ascomycota; Eurotiomycetes; Eurotiales; Trichocomaceae.